AUGGACUCCCAGCUGUGGCAAGAGGUGCAGGCAGCACCGUUUCCUUCUGCUGCCGCAGCUGCAGCAGGUGCUGCUGUUGCAGCGCCUCUACCUGUGCAAGGGGUUCCAAUGAAAGGCGUUAUUCUCGCGAACCGCAAAACAAUAUUCCAUAAAACCCGCAUUUGCCCCCGUCUAAGCCUGGGUUCUUGUCACCUGGGCUCGCGUUGCAACUUCGCCCAUUCCCUAGAAGAGCUCAGGCCUGCUCCUAACCUCGAUAAAACUAAACUCUGUCCUUCUGUGCUACACCCGGGCACUGCUUGCCCUGCCAAAGCCAAGGGAGAAACGUGCAGAUUCGCGCACAGCAAGGCCGAGAUCAGACACACUUCUAACAUGUUCAAGACCAACAUGUGCCUAAAGUGGAUACGAGGAAAAUGCAAGAAAGAGGCACAGUGUAAUCACGCUCAUGGACAUCAGGAGUUGAAGUAUUACCGCUCUCUUGCGAUGGCCAGCGGGGCUCGGGACUUCGCUCGAGAAAGCGAAGCCACGAUGUCUCGUAGACGUAAACAAGGCAGUAAUAGUGUUGGCUCCCUUGCAGCAGCAGAAGGAGGAGCAGCAGCUGCUGCUACGCGUUUGUCUGCCGGGUUCAAGGAGACGGGGGGCAGCAGCAGCAGCAGGGGGGCAGCGUUUCAUCGCUCUUCGCGUAACAGCAGCAACAGACAGCAGCAGGCAAAGAACAGCAGCUGCGACUCUGUCAACGCCGCAUUGGCGGCGUUGUAUGAAGAGCUGUUCAGAGGCACCAAUAGGAGAGAAGGCAGCUACAGCUCAGCUGGGGGGGUUGCUACUUCUUUGCAAGAUGACAGCACCACAGCAACAGAUGAACUCUCGGAUUUCUCCUCUUUCUCCUCGCGAUGUCUAUCAGACGCACUGUGCCCUGCAGCACCGACUACUCCCACCGCCGCCAACAACUUCGGUUCCUGUGGGGCCCCUUUGCAUGCGUCUGCUUCGGACGUUUUCCAAACAACAGCCUCUUCUUGCGCAGGCACCCCAACCACGUCUCUGAGUAGCAGCAGCGAUUUGAAAUUAGAUGUUAAUCGGCUGCUGCUGCUCAGAGCGAUUGCUGGAGAGAGUGGGGGGCUUCUGAUGGGCUCGUGCGAGCAGCACGAGGAGGAUAUGCACCAAAGCACAGCGGCAGCAGCAGCAGCAGCUGCUGCUGCUGCAGCUGCUGCUGCUGGGAACUUAGCGACAGAACAAGAAAACAUGAGACAACUGGAGGCAAACCUUGCAAGGCUUUGCCUGGCUGACGCUACUGCAAGACAGCACUAUUAUACCGAGCCCCCUCCAGGGUUUGAACACCUGCAGCAGCAGCAACAACAACAGCAACAGCAGCAGCAUGCGGUCGUGGACUUGGAACGUCUGGCAACGGCUGAUGGUUUGGAUUGA
Messenger RNA from Eimeria acervulina, 1419 nucleotides. RefSeq names its product zinc finger (CCCH type) protein, putative. Bases 1 to 1419 code for a protein of 472 amino acids. The transcript has 2 exons. Gene Ontology annotation, molecular function: metal ion binding; mRNA binding. The record is from RefSeq and is a predicted model, not a curated record. NCBI's taxonomy places the organism in Eukaryota, Apicomplexa, Conoidasida, Eucoccidiorida, Eimeriidae.